This is a messenger RNA of Salpingoeca rosetta, 2603 nucleotides long. RefSeq lists its product as uncharacterized. The transcript has 5 exons. Lineage: Eukaryota; Choanoflagellata; Craspedida; Salpingoecidae. The coding region runs from base 42 to 2603 and encodes 853 amino acids. The record is from RefSeq and is a predicted model, not a curated record. Gene Ontology annotation, molecular function: nucleic acid binding; zinc ion binding.
AAUUCGGCAACAGUGCAGAAGAAGGAGACGAAGCUGCCACCAUGGAACCCGUUGCACUCGGCAGUGGUGGUGAUGGUGGCGGUGAUGAUGGUGAUGGUGGUGGAGAGCAAGCACGCCCAGGCGUCCUCAAGUCACGGGAAGCAGGGGCGGUGGAUGUGAUCGACGAUGCCCAUGAUGCUGCCUUGACGAACGGCGAGGCGCAGGUGUCACAGCAGGUUGCCGUCAAAGGUGCCGAUAAUGAAGCGACAGUCUCGGAGGAGGCUAUGGGUCGUCGUAGUUACGCCAGCGAACACGCAGUGCAGGGGCAGGCCGAUCACGAGCUGCAGGCGCCAAGACCGGCGUCCCGUGGUGACAAUGGCGUGAGCACACAAGCGCAAGUCAACAGCCAACAGGGGCAGGCCAUGGACGGGGAUGCCGUGUUGCCCGCACACAGCCCUGUCACUGCACCCCACACCAGUGAAUCUGCUCCCACAAGUCCGGCGCAGCCAUCGAACUCCACUGCCGUCACUAGCAAGGAGGUGGUCAAUCGUGGACACGAAGAAAGCGCUCAACAAUCACCAUCACCACCAAGUCCACACCCGACAACGGUGUCACCCGAGGACACGCAGGCGCAGCCACAACAGACACCACACACACCCAGCAACACAGCGCAGCAACAGCAACAGCAACAGCUGUCUCCGCCACCGUCGCAGGAAUCAUCACAGCAAAGGCGGCGACUCACGCAGCAUGAAAUUGUGCAGCUGUUGGAUCUGGCAAGGGAAGCGGGCAUCGCCGCGCUCAAGGGUCGGCGCGGCCUGCAAGACCACUGGAAAGUCGUCACGGAGCAAUUUAAUGCGGCCUGCCCGAGUGGUGAUCGGCCUCCACUCACGCCGACGGGUGCACAGAAACGCGUUGCGCGGGUUUUAAUGGACAUCAGACACCACGACGUCGCUCCAAAUGCCAAUCUCAGCCAAAAGUCGUUCCUGACACAGCCCGCGGUACAGCAUGCCGCACGCAGGUACUUGCAAUCGGGUAAGGCGAGAGGCAGCGGUGGUGGUGACAUGUCGGCAGGAUCACACCGCAGAUCUACAGACGCAGCAGCACCAGCGCCCACGACGACGGACUCGCCUCCUGCACCAGCAUCCACUGGUACUGGCCCCCAGUCCAUUCCUACUCCUUCUGCAUCCAGUCGCGAGCACGCGAGCACACGCACGUCUCCGUCACUGCCACCAUCGUCAUUGUCAUCAUCAUCGUCUAUGGCACCGCGUGUGCUCGACACUGCACACGACAUGACGAGCACAGCAACACAUGCAACAGCAGCAGCCACGCUGGUGAACCCGCAUGCAGUCUCCACCAGCACCAGCACCAGUAGCAUGAAGAUGGGUGCACACAGGCCACAGCACGUAUUGCGUCAUGGCUACAGCACACGUCAGAGGGGUCGACAGGCGAUUAGUUCCGCUGUCUCAGCAGCACUGGGUGGGCAAACACGUGGUGGUGGCGACGAGCAUAAUGAAGAUGGUGAUGGUGGUGAUGGCGAAGAGGAUGACGAUGAUGAUGAUGAUGAUGAUGAUGAUGAUGUUGUUGUUGUUGUUGGUGAAGAGAAACAGGGGCAGGAGCAGAGUAAGGUGGUUGCGAAUGAGCAAGGGCAGAUGACCAACGGGGAUCGUGGUGGGAACAAACACCAACUUCAGACGCGUGGUGCCGCUGCCAGAACCGAAACGGCUGGCAGACCUGUUCGUACCAGUGGCCACGAAGCUGCUGGUGGUGAUGGUGAUGGCGAUGGUGGUGGUAGUGGUGUGCCACCGCCUAAGCGUCCAAAGCGAUCGAGCAGUGCCGCGGGCCAGCAGCGGAAGAGACAAUACCGGUGCAAUGUGUGCGGGGACGUUGGUCACAACAGGCGGCGAUGCCCUGUUGCAGCCCUGCAGAGGAGCCAGGAGGAGGGCAUGGGCAGCGCGGCAGGUGUGGGCGCAGCGAGUGCGGUUGGCAGCACGCGGUCGUCGCUGCAAUCAACACCACGGCAGCGGCGUGGUAGAACCGACAACACCAGCAGCCGUAGUAGCAGCAGGACCAGCACGCAAGAAGCCCAGCACCAGCACCAGCAGCAGAAUCAGCAGCUGGUGCAGGAGAGCCAGCAGGUGCGUGUGGCCAGUGCCCCACUACCCGUCAACAGCCAGGAUGGCGCAGAUGAUGUGACGAUGUCGUCGUCAUCAAUCUCAGCUGUCGCCCUUCAACAGCCGCAACAACAACAACAACAACAACAACAACAACAACAACAACAACAACAACAACAACAACAACAACAACAACAACAACAACAACAACAACAACAACAACAACAACAACAACAGCGACAUCAAGAGGCAGAGGCAGAAGAAGAAGAAGUUGCCAUGCUACCACUGCCCACAACUUCUUCUCAACUCAGCGAGCGGGCGUGGCAAGAGGAAAUGCUGUGGAUUGCCGGCGAGCGGCUGAAGGUUGAGCGCCAGCGAUUGGCACUCGAACGGCAAAGGGCACAAGAACACGCAGUUCAGCAGCAACAAUUUGCAACAUUGCUAUCGACAGCCAUCGAAAGCAUGACUGAGAUGACAAAGGUGUUGUAUCAAAACAAGAAACAACACGAGUAA